UUUCCCGAGAGACUACAUUUCCCAGAAUGCCCGGCGGGCCAGGAAGGCACGUGCAGCGGCGUGCCCUAGGACCCGGCGGGAGGCAAGAUGGCGGGCUCGCGGUGAGCGGACGUCAAGGGAUGAAAAAAAGGUAUGCCUAGAAGCAAAUUUUGAAAGCAUUUUCUCUUCAAAUCUUUUUCUAUACCACCUGAUAAGCAUCUUGAUUCACCAUGGCCGUAUCAGCAGUGAAAUGGGUGAUAUCCAACAGAACUAUUUUGAAACAUUUAUUUCCAAUCCAAAAUGGAGCUUUAUACUGUGUUUGUCAUAAAUCCACAUACUCUUCUCUUCCAGAUGACUAUAAUUGCAAAGUAGAACUUGCUUUGACAUCUGAUGGCAGGACGAUAGUUUGCUACCAUCCUUCUGUGGAUAUUCCAUAUGAACACACCAAGCCUAUCCCUCGGCCAAAUCCUGUGCAUAAUUAUGAAGAAACACAGGAUCAAAUACUGAAAACCAGAUUAGAAGUAAAAGAAGAACACUUAGAGCAAGGACCCAUGAUAGAACAACUUAGCAAAAUGUUCUUUACUACUAAGCACCGUUGGUAUCCUCAUGGACAAUUUAAAAAGUUAAAAAAACAAUUUUAACUCAGAUCAACUUGCCAAAAUCUGGCUUUAGGGGAAUUUUUUUGAAGACAACUUAUCACCAAAACUGCAUCUACUUUGCAGAAAUUUUCUUAACUCAAUAAAAAAAUAAGAUAAUGCAUAGAAGCAAAAAAGAAAAAUUAUUCAUGGUGAAAUUACUCUAAGAUGAUCACUGCUAACUAUGCAUUUUAUUUUACUUCGUAUUUUUACAUAAGUUGUGUUAGUUUGCUUUAUAUGAUUUUAUUUAUACUGAAUUUAAAUUUGCAUCCUGUAUUUCCCCCUACCCCAAUUAAAAUUUUAACUAUUUUUCUAUAUUGCUUUAGGAUAGAUUUCCAGAAGAGGAAUUACUAGAUCAAAAGUUAUGCCUAUUUAAGAAUU
This is a messenger RNA of Pipistrellus kuhlii (Kuhl's pipistrelle), 995 nucleotides long. RefSeq names its product mitochondrial ribosomal protein L42 (gene MRPL42). Gene Ontology annotation, cellular component: mitochondrial large ribosomal subunit. The coding region runs from base 210 to 620 and encodes 136 amino acids. Lineage: Eukaryota; Metazoa; Chordata; Mammalia; Chiroptera; Vespertilionidae. The transcript has 6 exons. The record is from RefSeq and is a predicted model, not a curated record.